This is a messenger RNA of Penaeus vannamei (Pacific white shrimp), 1612 nucleotides long. The record is from RefSeq and is a predicted model, not a curated record. Lineage: Eukaryota; Metazoa; Arthropoda; Malacostraca; Decapoda; Penaeidae.
AUGUUCGUAUCAGCCACAGUCCAUUUAAUUUUAUCCCCCUCAUUCGAUCACGCCCGCACCCGCUUCCAGGCCCAUACCCACGCCCAUACCCACGCCCAUUCCCAUAGCCCAUUCCGCUUCACGCCCCCAUCUCCACCCACGCCCCCGCCAUUCACGAUAUCCAAGGUCUACAACGCUUCCCUCAACUUCACCCGCAAAUACCUCGCCCACACGUCACUCCGGCCGAAGAACAUGACCCUCCAAGAACUUCAAGAACAUCUGAGAACGUUCUUCAAGCGCCUCGAUGUUCUGACUGUCGCCUCCGACCUCGUGGGGAAGAACGUGGGCGGCCUCACGACUGUCCAGCACGCCCAUGCUCUCUAUAAUCUUCUCGACUUGUUCAGCGCCCUCGCUCUGGUCAGGCAUGAGUACUUGGAGGAGGUGAUGACUCGCUUCGAGGUGGAGGCGCAGCGCUACCCAAGUGUCCCCGGGAGGAACAUGAACCCCCUGGGCUUCCUCAUCCUCGGGUUUCGACGUCACAGGGCCAAGCUCAGGAGGGAGAUGGGAGCGUUCUAUAGGGAGAUGCUGGUGCCAACCCCUGCCAACAUGUACUUCAUUGCCAACUUCCAACCGAAGGGGCAGCCGUCUCUGGAAGCUAUCAUGAAGGAUCUGGAGGUUGAAUCGCCGUUUGUGCAAAUGGACAGCAGCUGGUACAUUAUCCGCCCAGCCGAUGAGCCUGCACUCCAGCUGGCGGUUAGACAAGAAAACCAUCUUUGGGUUCUCUGCCUCACCAAUUCAAGUGAACCAGCUGGUGUCGCCGAGGAAGAGGCAACGAGAGAGCGAAUUAUCGAACCAUCUGCGCGGUUGUUGGGCGAUGCACCUGUUCACCUGUCUGCUAAACCACCUGGCCCCGGAGCGAGCGAACCACCUGGCAGCGAAUCCCCUAGAUCACCUGGAUAUUACGGAAAUGGUGAGCCCGUUAGAGGCGAACCAUCUGUCGGCGAGAUAAAGCGACCAUCUGUCAUCGUUAAAUCUUCAGCACCCUCCAGUUUCUCAUUUCAGCCGCUAAGUGGAAGGUUCGGCUCCACGCAUUACCGUCUUGUUAGUGCUGAUCUGCCGGACGGGAUCCAACUUAUCGUACCCAAUUCUCUCGGUGCGGCCAGGCGUACGAGGAAGCUAUUCUUCGAUUCGGGGCAAUUGAACCACAGAGGAUUGGGCUUUGACGUCAUAAAGAUGGCCGGGGAGGACCGAGACCGCUACGUCAUAGUCCACAAAGCGAAGGACUGCGUGCUGUUCCUGAGCCUCCGCGGAGAGCACUCAGGCCCAGGUAUGCCGGAGCUGGUCUUUAACCCGCAGUACCCAGGAAGCUCCGCCCACUGGCUCCUUCAGCCCUCGCCACGCCCACUGUGACGUAGUGAUGACGCAGUGAUAAUUAAGAGAAGGGAUGAGAAUAGAUUAGUUUUAAUUUCGUAUAUGAAUAUUUAUGAUUAGAAAUGCGAAAUAUAUGAUGAUGUGAAUUAUUUAUGUAGAUGAUUUGGGUAAAAAAGAUAAUAAUGAUUGUCCUGCUGAUAGUACUACCGCUACUGCUAGUAGUGAUGAUUGUAACUACGAUGAUAAUGGUAAAAGUAAUAAA